CGAUGAUCUGCUUUUGAAAAGAGGUACCAAGUAUUGGCGUAUUAUAUUGAUAAUCCAAUAGAUCAGGGGUUUGUAUAGCGUUGGUCUUUUGAGUGAAAAAAAUACUGGAUCAGUAUCUGGCUCAUAAUGGCGGGUUACUCUUCACCUUAUCAAAGUUCAAAUGGCACGAGGUCACCUCCAGUGCCUCCAAAGCACUCAGAUACAGGCAACUUCAGAGUUGUUAGUUCCUUUUUUGACACACCGUACGACGUUGCGAAGAAAAGGCAAUCACAAUUCAUGACCCCACAGUUUGAGCACCACCAGCCUCUGUUAGAUCUGGAUGAGAUAAUAGAUUACGUCCCACUGACCACCACUACUAAGGCGUCGUCCGAUUAUAAAGUCAAGCUUGUUGUUGUUGGUGAUGGUGGCUGUGGUAAGACAUGUUUGCUCAUAUCAUAUGCACGUGGUGAAUUUCCAGAGACGUACGUUCCAACGAUCUUUGAGAACUAUAUCAGCCAGGUUCGAGGAUCUCAUGGCAAAGUUGUCGAGCUCUCACUAUGGGAUACCGCAGGUCAAGAGGAGUACGAUCGUCUAAGACCUUUGAGUUAUCCUGAUACGAAUGUCGUUAUCAUCUGUUAUUCUGUGAAUAACAAGAUCAGUUUACAAAACGUGAGGGAGAAAUGGGCACCAGAAGUGAAGAUGUUCUGCGAGGAUGUUCCCUUCAUUCUUGUCGGUACAAAGCUCGAUCUCUUAGGCAAUUCUUCAGAGGAGGUUGAUUUUGAAGAAGCUGAAGCCCUAGCGAAAGAAAUUGGUGCUGUAAAGCAUCUCAGAUGCUCUGCAAAGACCACUAAGAAUAUAAGAAAGGUGUUCAACACUGCAUUGGCAAUCUCACAGAAUGACAUUGAACAACCUCCACAGUUCAGGUUUGGGUUCAAGAGAAUGAAGGAUAAUUUUAGACAAACAUUCAAGUCUCGAGAUCACGACAGUCAAAUGUAUAACGAAUAUAGCUCCAAGACAACAACAACGACGUCGGCCUCUGGAUCACGUGGUAAGAAGAAGGGGUUGAGGUCAAAGGGCAAAAAAUGUGUUAUACUUUAAUACUAGUAAUUAAUCGUAAUUGUAAUAAUAUUCUCAAGUCAAA
Molecule: messenger RNA, 1120 nt
Organism: Williopsis jadinii
Lineage: Eukaryota; Fungi; Ascomycota; Saccharomycetes; Phaffomycetales; Wickerhamomycetaceae
Product: ras-domain-containing protein
Exons: 1
Coding region: 127-1077 (316 amino acids)
Biological process (GO): small GTPase-mediated signal transduction
Molecular function (GO): GTPase activity; GTP binding
Source: RefSeq, a predicted model, not a curated record